This is a messenger RNA of Arabidopsis thaliana (thale cress), 1560 nucleotides long. RefSeq names its product gibberellin 20 oxidase 2 (gene GA20OX2). Gene Ontology annotation, molecular function: gibberellin 20-oxidase activity. The coding region runs from base 136 to 1029 and encodes 297 amino acids. The transcript is spliced from 2 exons. The record is from RefSeq and is marked reviewed. Gene Ontology annotation, biological process: gibberellin biosynthetic process. NCBI's taxonomy places the organism in Eukaryota, Viridiplantae, Streptophyta, Magnoliopsida, Brassicales, Brassicaceae.
UACACUAACAUGACUUGAAGCUUGCUUAUAUAAAGACUUAAAGGACCCUUUGUUCCCCCAUCUCCUCAACAACACUCACUCAGAACAAGACAAAACAAAAACCCCAAAACUCUCAAGAAAAAAAAAAGAAAAGAAAUGGCGAUACUAUGCACAACAACAUCUCCGGCAGAGAAAGAACACGAACCAAAACAAGAUCUUGAAAAAGACCAAACUUCUCCACUAAUCUUUAACCCUUCUCUUCUUAACCUCCAAUCCCAAAUCCCAAACCAAUUCAUUUGGCCAGACGAAGAGAAACCUUCCAUUGACAUUCCAGAGCUCAACGUCCCGUUCAUCGAUCUCUCAAGCCAAGACUCGACUCUUGAAGCUCCUAGAGUCAUCGCAGAAGCUUGCACCAAACACGGCUUCUUCCUCGUCGUCAAUCAUGGCGUCAGCGAGUCACUAAUAGCGGAUGCUCACCGUUUGAUGGAAAGUUUCUUCGACAUGCCUCUCGCCGGCAAACAGAAAGCUCAGAGAAAACCCGGUGAGAGUUGUGGCUAUGCAAGUAGCUUCACCGGCAGAUUCUCCACUAAGCUCCCAUGGAAGGAGACUCUCUCUUUUCAGUUUUCCAACGAUAAUAGUGGCUCGAGAACCGUUCAAGAUUACUUUUCCGAUACAUUAGGACAAGAGUUCGAGCAGUUUGGGAAGGUGUAUCAAGACUAUUGUGAAGCAAUGAGUUCUCUAUCACUCAAGAUCAUGGAGCUUCUGGGCUUAAGUUUAGGCGUAAACCGAGACUAUUUCCGAGGAUUUUUCGAAGAGAACGAUUCGAUAAUGAGGCUCAAUCAUUAUCCUCCAUGCCAAACACCAGAUCUCACGUUAGGUACAGGACCUCAUUGUGAUCCAAGUUCUUUGACCAUCCUUCAUCAAGACCAUGUCAAUGGCCUUCAAGUCUUUGUCGACAAUCAAUGGCAAUCCAUUCGUCCCAAUCCCAAGGCUUUCGUUGUCAAUAUUGGUGACACUUUCAUGGUAAUUGAAAACAUUCUAAGAAAGUAAACACAUUUUGGUUACUCAUACAGAAAUGGUUAAUCAACUUUGGUUUUGUAGGCUCUAUCGAACGGGAUAUUCAAGAGCUGUUUGCAUAGAGCGGUUGUGAAUAGAGAGAGCGCGAGAAAAUCGAUGGCGUUUUUCUUGUGUCCGAAGAAAGACAAAGUGGUGAAACCACCAAGUGAUAUUUUGGAGAAGAUGAAAACAAGAAAAUACCCUGACUUCACUUGGUCUAUGUUCCUUGAGUUCACUCAAAAACAUUACCGAGCAGAUGUGAAUACUCUCGAUUCCUUUUCGAAUUGGGUUAUUACCAACAACAAUCCCAUCUAAGAAACAAAAUUAUUUACUAUCUCAAUCUUUUGUUUUUCUUUGGUUACUUUGUGUCCUUUGUUCUCAUGGUGAAAUGCAUUAAAUUGCAUUUCAAAGUUUUAAACGUUUGUAUAUUGAUUGUUCCAAGCUUUAGACCAAUCCCUACCGUAUGAGCUCGUUCAAUGAAUAAUUUGAAUGAAAAAUUCAAAGAAAUUUUUCUUCAUCUUUGUU